AUGCCCUCCUAUGCAAAGUUUCUAAAGGAGGUCAUAUCUAACAAGAGAAAGAUGGGAGAGAAUGAGACGGUCAAUCUAACCGAAGAGUGUAGUGCCGUUCUCCAAAGGAAAAUACCCACCAAGAUCAAGGACCCCGGGAGCUUCACAAUCCCUUGUGAUAUUGGGAAUGAUCGCUUUGGAAAAGAUUUGUGUGAUUUGGGAGCAAGUAUAAAUUUGAUGCCGCUCUCAAUCUUCAACAAAUUAGAGAUUGGUACCAUCAAGCCAACCACAAUUGCUCUUCAAAUGGCGGAUCGUUCCGUUUCUUAUCCAAAGGGGAUAGUAGAGGAUGUCCUAGUGAAAGUCAACAAUUUUAUCUUCCCGGUGGACUUUAUUGUUUUGGACAUGGUGGAGGACAAAGAUGUGCCUUUGAUUCUUGGACGCACCUUCUUGGCAACGGGAAGAGCCCUCAUUGAUGUUGCUAAGGGCGAACUAACCCUUAGAGUGAAUGAUGAGAGCUUCACCUUUUCAAUCCACAAGGCUCUCAAGUACAAGGAUGAAGAAGAAGAAAGGAGGGUGGAUGAAUGA
This is a messenger RNA of Salvia miltiorrhiza (redroot sage), 564 nucleotides long. RefSeq lists its product as uncharacterized. The record is from RefSeq and is a predicted model, not a curated record. The transcript has a single exon. NCBI's taxonomy places the organism in Eukaryota, Viridiplantae, Streptophyta, Magnoliopsida, Lamiales, Lamiaceae. Bases 1 to 564 code for a protein of 187 amino acids.